Molecule: messenger RNA, 2487 nt
Organism: Oryzias melastigma (Indian medaka)
Lineage: Eukaryota; Metazoa; Chordata; Actinopteri; Beloniformes; Adrianichthyidae
Product: gastrula zinc finger protein xLCGF3.1-like
Exons: 3
Coding region: 181-1464 (427 amino acids)
Biological process (GO): negative regulation of transcription by RNA polymerase II; regulation of immune system process; regulation of cytokine production
Cellular component (GO): transcription regulator complex; PcG protein complex
Molecular function (GO): DNA-binding transcription factor activity, RNA polymerase II-specific; RNA polymerase II cis-regulatory region sequence-specific DNA binding
Source: RefSeq, a predicted model, not a curated record
UCAAAAACACGUUUGUGAGUGUUUUGAGCAUAGAGAUGGAAAAAAAAUGUUUCAUACGAACUCCUUGCCCAUAGAGGGCGGUAAUGUCUCUAAACCGGAUGUGAAAGUAGCCAAUCUCUUCCGGUUUGGUUACGGCGCUUUGUUUAGGUAUUGUUAGGUUAAGCGGUGGUUAAGAUUUGCAUGUUUUUGUUGAAAUAUUCUUUAGGAGAGUAUAUCGAUGGAUAUCUUCAUAACACCGUAGUCCAACUUCCAACAAGUCGUAAGGAGUACAUGAUGAAUGGUAGCUCUAACCAGAAGAGAGUCUCCCAUCUGGACCAAGCAGAACCUCCACAGAUCAAAGAGGAGCCAGAGGAACUGUGCAUUAAUCAGGAAGGAGAGCAGCUGGUCCUGAAUCAGGAUCCUGGCGAGAAUCUGGAGUUCCAGAUUGAUAAGUUCAAUCAUCACCAUCCUCAGAGGAACAUCAUCAGGAUUCCCGUUGUAACACUACAAAGUACAGAUCUCUCACAGAACCACAUUUGUGAAGAGGAGACUGAUGCUGAGCACCUUCUCUGGAAAAAGGAGAGGAACUCCAGUCCGGAUGAAGAGGAACCAGGGCUUCCAGAGAUCAAAGAGGAGUGGGAGGAGGUCUGCAUCAGUGAGGAAGAAGAGCAGCUUGAACUGAAGCACGAGAAUGGUGCCUUUAUGGUCAAUGAGCAUGAUCAGGAAAGGAUGGAAUCCAAACCAGAACCAAGUGAGAGUCCAGUUCUUGAAGAAAACACUGAAAUCACUGUCCAGCUAGACAACCCAUUAGAUGAAAGCUCCAAUUCCUGUGAUUCAAGUUUCUUUCAAAGGAACCAUUUGAAAGUCCACAUGAGUAUCGUACACACAGGUGAAAAGCCUUUUACUUGUGAAGUAUGUGAAAAGAGUUUCACUACAAGUAGUAACUUAAAAGCCCACAUGAGAACUCACACAGGUGAGAAGCCUUUUAUUUGCAAAGUAUGUCAAAAAAGUUUCCUUACAAAUACUGAAAUAAAAAUCCACCUGAGAACUCACACAGGUGAAAGACCUUUUUCAUGUGAAUUAUGUGACAGAACUUUUACUACAAGUAGUCAUUUAAAUGUCCAUCUGCGAAGUCACACAGGUGAGAGGCCUUUUUUAUGUGAAGUAUGUCAAAAGAGUUUCCUCACCAGUGUUGAAUUAAAAGUCCACCUGAGAACUCACACAGGUGAAAGACCUUUUUCGUGUAAAGUAUGUGAAAAAAGCUUUACUACAAGUAGUACCUUGAAUGUCCACAUGAGAACUCACACAGAUGAGAGGCCUUUUUCUUGUAUAGUAUGUGGAAAAGGUUUUAUUCAAAGUAGUCACUUAAAAGCCCACAUGAUAACUCAUACAGGUGAGAGGCCUUUUUCUUGUAAAGUAUGUGACAAAGGUUUCUCUAGAAGCAGUUCUUUAAGAGUGCACAUGAAAAAAACCUCUCACUGGUGAAAUGAACCAGUUUCUGCUUGUAAAGUAUGUGGAAAAUGUUUUAUUUAAAAUUGUCUUUUAAAAGUCAUCCAGAUGAAAACCCCUUUUCAUGUGAAAUUUGCAACAAAACUUUCAUCAAUGCAAAAAGUUAGAGCUGUUACAUGAGAAUACUCGUGUAAAACAUUUGGAAUUAGUUUUUUGUAUCUUCUUCAUUAGCUGUUCACAUAAGUAUUUACACAAGUGAAAAUGAUUCUUCUUUUUUAUAAAUGACUGCAUAACUUCUAAUAUCGUCCUAUUAUUGACACCCAUUUCCAACCAAUGACAAAUAUGAAAAUAUGUCACAACAAAUAGAAACACCUGUCCCCUCAAGCGCCAGUCUAUAGCAAUCGUAAAUCUCCAAUGACCUAGCAAACAGAGGAUCGAGCAGAACAUGAAAAUGCCAUUGUUGACCUUAAUCGUUUCCUUAGACCAGGAAAGAAGAGGCCUGAAUUAUGGCACAAUGAUUUAUUCUGUGCCCUGCUGCCGUAAAUAUGGUACCAUGCCAUAUUUUACUGUCAACAGAACCCCGUUUACUCAUCACAAGGCAAAUAAUAGCUCGUCUCCCACAACUUGCAUUUAUCAAUUAUGUUUUGGUUUUUUUUUUUUCGUUUUUAUUUCCAUCACUUCCUCAGCUGGGUCCUCUCUCUCUGGGUUGGCUGCAGCGGCUCUAACACCAGCAUUGCAACCUUGCUGUGGUGUUGCUGGGUCCCCAUCUUCGAUGCUGCACCUGGCUGACUUCAGCCGUCCACAGAGAGGGAGGUCCCGACAAUCAGUCAGCAUUUCCAUCAACAAACUUUCCCAUGCUCAGUCUCCAUCCCAAUGUUAAUCUCCAUCAGUUAAGGGGUUGGGAGGUGUAAGGUUCUGUGUGGGUCGACGGUGUGAGUGCUAUAUUCAUAUAUUGUUGUGCCUGUUUUUAUAUUAUCCGUUUUGUCUUAGUGUUGAGCACUUUGUGUUAAAUUAUAUAUGAAAAGUGCUAUAUAAAUAAAGAUUGAUUUGAUUUAAACA